UUUAAAUGUUGGCAUGACGUAUUAUUCACAUAUGACGUAGAUGUUUAGACAUUUAAUUCAAGAGGAAAAUCUUAUUUAUAAUGCAGAAAAUAUUCUUUCGCUUAGUGCGACAAAUAAAAUUUGGAUAAAAAGGAUGAAUGAAAAUUUGUAUGAAUAUGCCCGUGUUGUAGUUGUUACUGUUUGUGCGUACACUAUUUUGUGUCUCUUUGUUACACACCAGGAUCUGUUCAUUCCCUCUAAAUCAUCAAGGGGGGAGAGCGAGCAUGACAGUUUCAGAGCAAGUUCUCUAAAUUUUCGAUACAAAGAUAUGAAGGACAAUCAAAAUAAUAUGAAAGAAGAAAGAGGCAAAAUCGAUUUCUUUGAGCGUCAUGACACUCGAGAAAAAUGGGAAUCAUUAUUAAUAGCUGACAGCGACAUCGAGGCCAAAGUUCGAUUCCAGAAAGAUGACAAAAACAUGGAUUCAUUCAACCAGCACAUGGAUCGCCUAAAAAGAUCAAGUUUGCAGGUGCCACACGAGGAUUUUUCUUUUUCGGAAUGGAGCACAUGGUCAGAUUGUGAUUCAAUCGAUUGCAAAGUACCAGGAUAUCAACAAAAAUCAAGAAACUGUUACGGAACAAAUCUUGAAGAACGACAGGAUCAUCCAUGCAAAUAUGAUAAUUUGGUGAAGAUACGACCUUGUUAUCCUAUUGAGUGCAAGAACGACACACAAGCAAUAAUCAGUUGGUCACCAUGGACAAAAUGGAGCGAAUGCAGUAUAACUUGUGGUAGAGGUGGAUCGCAGACCAGAAUACGAAAUUGUUUCACUGAAGAUAAUCAUAAAAUACCAAUAGAAAAAUGCCCAGGAAAAACCUCGCAGAAACGUUUAUGUCAAUAUUCAGUGAGUUGUCCUGUAUGGGAUACGUGGAGUGUGUGGUCAAGCUGUUCUCAAACUUGUGGAGAAGGAGCAAUGUAUCGUGAAAGGAGUUGCGUGGCAUACUGGUAUUUUGCUAUUGAUGCCGACGAUGAGAAUGCGUCAGAAAUCAACAGAGAGAAUAAUUUGACCGUCAAUCCAGAAUUCGUUGCAGAGUUGUUUGAGAACAACACAUCAUUCAUGAAAUCUAACAUGCUGAAACAAAAUGUUGGAAUGACAAUUACGUUGGACAAAAAUGAAGUGUUUAUUGUAGAUGCAAUCAAGUUAUCCAAUAUGAAAAUAUUAAAUGUUCAAGAAGAGAGCCAAAUAAAAGUUAAGUUACCAGCGGAAAAAUGUUCCCAUCAAAUGGGAACAGUUACCGACAAGAUGAAUUGUAAUGUAAGAAAUCGUUGCCCUUCAAAGUGGGGCGCUUGGAGCAAAUGGACUCCUUGUCGCCCAGUCUGCGGUGCUGGCAUGAGUAAAAGAGAAAGAAAAUGUAUUCGUAAUAAUGAAAACGAGCCCUGUUCCGGGAGACGAUUUUUGUAUAGACGUUGCUAUUCGUCACCGUGCUGGAGUCAAUGGGUAGAAGUCGAGCCUUGUUCAGCAACAUGCGGUGCGGGAUUAGUCAAACGGAGAAGAAAGUGCAGUUCAAAAACUACACCACCUUACAGAUGUUUUGGACCCGACCAAGAUAUCGAAAAGUGUAAAAUAAAGCCUUGUGAUGAUGAUUCAUGGACGAACUGGUCUGAAUUUAGCGAAUGUACUGUAUCUUGCAACGGGGGGUUCCAACACAGAAAUAGGACUUGUACUCAAGAAAAUUGCCAUGGUUCUUCUAACGACAUCAAGCUGUGCAACAGACAGCGAUGUCCCACCUGGGGGAAAUGGGGACCAUACACCUGCUGCAAUGUGACGUGUGGUCACGGAACACGGGAACGACAUCGUGACUGCGUAAAUGGAAAUAUUGGAGAUUUCGGGUGCAAUGGUACAACUACAGCAACCCAUCCUUGCUACCGACCACCAUGCAAAAAUUCAAUGCAGAUGUCUUCUACAAUUGGAAACAUUGCUUGCGGUAUUCAACCACGAGCAACUUUGAAGAACGCCGUGUUUUUGCGAAUAUUUGGCGGCAAGAUGUCCGUUCCACACGGUUGGCCGUGGCAAGCAAGUUGGCAACAUCGAAUAAGUGAGAAUAAUCAAUGGAAACACUCAUGUGGGGGAAGUUUGAUUCACCCAAGAUGGGUUUUAACGGCUGGGCAUUGUAUUCAAGAGACGGCAUUUCCCGUACUGCUCAGUGAUCCAGGAUUGUGGUGGUCCGUAGUUCUUGGAAUGGAUAAGCUUUAUAAAGACGGAGAGAGAUAUUUCGUUGACAGAAUUUACGUACACGAAGACUAUGCACGCGAAGUAGUGACAAUAAAUGACAUUGCACUUAUAAAACUUCGUAACAUGGUUCCGAUCACAGAAAAAAUCUCACCAAUCUGUUUACCUGGAAUUAGAAAACCUGAGCCAGGAGAGCAAUGUAUUGUAUCCGGGUGGGGAUUAACAGGGCCAGAUGCUCGCCACUCACAAGUUCUCCUGGAAGCAAACGUUCCCGUGGUAAGCUUUGAUGAAUGCCAGACAUUGGGAGCUUAUUAUAGACAUUUUCUAACAAGAAAUAUGCAUCUCUGCGCAGGAAAUCCUAUAGAUGUCAAAGGUGAUUCGUGUACGGGUGACUCUGGAGGUCCUCUUUCGUGCAAAAGCGGAGCAUCGUGGUAUAUGGCAGCUGUUACAUCCUUUGGUUUUGCUGAAUGUGGAACGCCAGGAAAUCUUGGAAUUUAUACUGAGUUAAAUAAUUAUCAGGACUGGAUUCAAAAUAUUACUCAGCUUCAUACUUUCGAUGAAUGCUGAGAAUGCAUACUCUUGAAAUUUUCUGCUCGUUCUUGUUAUUUUUUUCUGUCAUCUAGUUGUGUGCUCUUUGCAAAUAAAUGCCUAGCUCGAUUUUAAAGCUAAAC
Styela clava is the source of this 2874-nucleotide messenger RNA. RefSeq lists its product as uncharacterized. Gene Ontology annotation, biological process: proteolysis. Gene Ontology annotation, molecular function: serine-type endopeptidase activity. Lineage: Eukaryota; Metazoa; Chordata; Ascidiacea; Stolidobranchia; Styelidae. The record is from RefSeq and is a predicted model, not a curated record.